Messenger RNA from Castor canadensis (American beaver), 4672 nucleotides. It is a transcript of the gene Ddx17, whose product is annotated as DEAD-box helicase 17. Gene Ontology annotation, molecular function: nucleic acid binding; RNA helicase activity; ATP binding. Lineage: Eukaryota; Metazoa; Chordata; Mammalia; Rodentia; Castoridae. The record is from RefSeq and is a predicted model, not a curated record.
CCAAACCUACCCACCGUAUUUGUAAACCCGAUUCUCUGUAUUUUGCUCCCGUCUCCGACGAGAGAGGCGGCGACGGUGGCGUCUGCGACGGGAGACAGCGCGUCGGAGCGAGAGAGCGCUGCGCCUGCCGCCGCCCCAACAGCGGAGGCGCCGCCGCCAUCGGUCGUCACUAGACCGGAGCCGCAGGCCCUCCCGAGCCCGGCCAUCCGUGCCCCGCUCCCAGAUCUCUAUCCAUUUGGGACCAUGCGCGGAGGCGGCUUUGGGGACCGGGACCGGGACCGGGACCGUGGAGGUUUCGGAGCAAGAGGUGGUGGUGGCCUUCCCCAAAAAUUUGGUAACCCUGGGGAGCGUUUACGUAAGAAGAAGUGGGAUUUGAGUGAGCUCCCCAAGUUUGAGAAGAAUUUUUAUGUGGAACAUCCAGAAGUGGCAAGGCUGACUCCAUAUGAGGUUGAUGAGCUACGCCGAAAGAAAGAGAUAACAGUGAGAGGGGGAGAUGUUUGUCCUAAACCUGUCUUUGCCUUCCAUCAUGCUAACUUCCCACAGUACGUAAUGGAUGUGUUGAUGGAUCAGCACUUUACAGAACCAACUCCGAUUCAGUGCCAGGGAUUUCCGUUGGCCCUUAGUGGUCGGGAUAUGGUGGGCAUUGCUCAGACUGGCUCUGGGAAGACAUUGGCGUAUUUGCUGCCUGCGAUUGUUCAUAUUAACCACCAGCCAUACUUGGAAAGGGGAGAUGGCCCAAUUUGUCUAGUGCUGGCUCCUACCAGAGAGCUUGCUCAGCAAGUACAACAGGUGGCUGAUGACUAUGGCAAGUGUUCUAGAUUGAAGAGUACCUGCAUUUAUGGAGGUGCUCCUAAAGGUCCUCAGAUUCGAGACUUGGAAAGAGGUGUUGAGAUCUGCAUAGCUACUCCUGGACGCCUGAUAGAUUUCCUGGAGUCGGGAAAAACAAACCUUCGCCGAUGUACUUACCUUGUGCUGGAUGAGGCUGACAGGAUGCUUGAUAUGGGCUUUGAACCCCAAAUCCGUAAAAUUGUUGACCAAAUCAGGCCUGAUCGGCAGACACUGAUGUGGAGUGCAACCUGGCCAAAGGAAGUGAGACAACUUGCAGAGGAUUUCCUUCGUGAUUACACCCAGAUCAAUGUGGGCAAUCUGGAGUUAAGUGCCAACCACAACAUACUUCAGAUUGUGGAUGUCUGCAUGGAAAGUGAAAAAGACCACAAGUUAAUCCAGCUGAUGGAGGAAAUAAUGGCUGAAAAGGAAAAUAAAACGAUAAUAUUUGUAGAGACAAAAAGACGCUGUGAUGACCUCACACGAAGGAUGCGCAGAGAUGGUUGGCCAGCUAUGUGUAUCCAUGGAGACAAGAGUCAACCAGAAAGAGAUUGGGUACUUAAUGAGUUCCGAUCUGGAAAGGCUCCCAUCCUCAUUGCCACGGAUGUAGCCUCCCGUGGGCUAGAUGUGGAAGAUGUCAAGUUUGUGAUCAACUAUGACUAUCCAAACAGCUCAGAGGAUUAUGUGCACCGUAUUGGCCGAACAGCCCGGAGCACCAACAAGGGCACUGCCUAUACUUUCUUCACCCCAGGGAACCUAAAGCAGGCCAGAGAGCUGAUAAAAGUGCUAGAAGAGGCCAACCAGGCCAUCAAUCCAAAGCUGAUGCAGCUGGUGGACCACAGAGGCGGCGGCGGUGGAGGGGGUAAGGGAGGUCGUUCAAGAUACCGGACUACUUCUUCAGCCAACAAUCCCAAUCUGAUGUAUCAGGAUGAGUGUGACCGGAGGCUUCGAGGAGUCAAGGAUGGUGGACGGAGAGACUCUACAAGCUAUCGGGAUCGUAGUGAAACCGAUAGAGCCAGUUAUGCUAAUGGCAGUGGCUAUGGAAGUCCAAAUUCUGCCUUUGGAGCACAAGCAGGCCAAUACACCUAUGCUCAAGGCACCUAUGGGGCAGCUGCUUAUGGCACCAGUGGCUAUACAGCCCAGGAGUAUGGCGCUGGCACUUACGGAGCCAGUAGCACCACCUCAACUGGGAGAAGUUCACAGAGCUCUAGCCAGCAGUUUAGUGGUAUAGGCCGGUCUGGGCAGCAGCCACAGCCACUGAUGUCACAACAGUUUGCACAGCCUCCAGGAGCUACCAACAUGAUAGGUUACAUGGGGCAGACAGCCUACCAGUACCCUCCUCCUCCUCCCCCACCUCCUCCUUCACGUAAAUGAAACCACUCCGUGCGAAUGACUCGCACAGACUAAUAACAUCUAAAAGAACACUGUCUCUUCCCUGUUCUUUUUCUUUCUCUUUUUCUUCCCCCGCCCCAAACCAUUGUGAUUGUCUUUUCAUGCAGAUUAGUUAGAAUUCACUGCCAGGUUUCUUCUGCCCGCCAAAAUGAUCCAGUCUAUAAUAACAGAUUUUGUAAAAAUAUAUAUAUAUGUAGCUGACUGGAAGAGAUUAAUUUCUCCCAACUUAUUGCAUGUUGAGGAUACGGAGCUAUUUUUCAUCUUAAAAGAAAAAGUAAGGUAUUACACCCUUUUGUGGGAGCCAGUGUUUUAUUGCCGAGUUGGGCUGGAGGGUGGAAAGGAGGGAGGCGGGGCAGACAUGUUCUGCAGAAGAUGGCAUCUGUGCUUCAGAUUGCUCUGGUUACUAAGUUAGAGAACCAAGAGGGAUUUCCCUACACAUUUUCCAUAAUGGGCUUCAAUAUUACUCAAGUUGGAUCAGGGUUCCUCAGGCCUGAUGAGUUUUUAAGACAAUGCCUUGUCAUUGUCAUUUUGGCUGAUGACUUAAGUGCAUUUAACAGCUAAAAAUUAUUAGUUGGGUUUUGUCUCCCUUAUACUCUGCCUUCCCUCUCUCCCCUCCCAGUUACAGAAAAAUAGCCAAUUUAGUGUCAGGUUAAAUAAUGAAUUUUAAGUGUAUCUUUUAAAUUAAAACAAGCUUUUAUCCUAUGGGUUGAACUGUAGUAUCUCAGCACCUGGUGGAAGCUACCUGGGUUUCUUCCCCACAUAACUAGGGACCAUCUGUAAAAUUCAUUUUGUAGCCAGACGGCUGCUGUGAGCAAAUGAACAUAAAUGCUCACUGCAAAUUUAUGAAGCAGUUGGAUCUAUGCAUCUGCAGUGUAAAAGCACCUUUAGUUAUGAACAAGGUACUUAAAAUGGGCAGAUUUUCCUCUUAAAUUCAGUAUUUAUAGAGCUAGAAUAAGAGCAGCUCUUUGCCAGCUACUGUCCAUUUUGCCAAGUUAUCUUGAGCAAGACUUUAGCCCACUAGUGUUUUACACACUAUUCUACAGUGAUGAGUAACAGCUGAAUGCACUUUGUCAUUGGCAUGUCUGCACUCAGCUUUUCACAGGUAGGUAGUGCCUAGGCAGCUAAAGUCCAAGUCCGUUUUACUUUUAUAUGAAGGAAGGUGAGUUCGUCCCCUUUCUAAUAGUACUGUCUUAACGAGACUCCAGCAGCAGAUGAACCUGGAAAGAAUGUUCUGCUCUUGUGUUCACCCUGACAGGACAGGGUGUAAGACAGCUUCAGAAACCUGUUCCAAGUCCAGUGUGGUAGGGCUGUUUACCUUUUAUGCUAUAUCCUGUAUUGUUGGUUCACAGUGCAGAUAAGGGGGAAGGCUCCACUGCAUUCUUUGUGUACGGUUUUGAGAGUGCUUACUGGUUUGUAAGAUAUAACUAUCAAGAUACUUGAGGUUUUUUUGUUCUUUUUUGUUUUGUUUUCCCUUUAAAAUCCUUCAGGGAGAGAAAAGGGAUGGUUUCCGAGGGUUUCUGAAAGUAUGAUUCAAUAUGCAGCAUACAGGUAGGUUGUCAGCAUAAGCUGAAAUUAUGCAUGUAAAAACUUUUAACAUCCUUUUUGUUGUUUUCUGCUUUCUUCCUUUUCUUUUCGUUUCCCAUCACAGAAGAUGAGGCCAAGGGAGAAUGGUAGGCACAGAAGAAAUGUGGCAAAACUGCUCUGUGCUUUCAUACCAAAGUGGUGUGUCUCCCUCCCCCUACCCCCGCGCCCCAAAAAAAAAAGUCUAAGCAUUGACCACUCUGUGGACGUACACAACCAAAUUCAGACUUUUUUUUUUUCUUCAAGCACACAGAGAUUCCACCAUAGGAGGAUGUCAUUUUCUACUGCAGCUUUUAAAAGCAUCUGUUUCUGGGGCAGGUCUAUGGCUUUGCAAGCAAUGUAGGAUUGCUUGCUUUCCCCUUUCCACUGGGGACAUUAUAAUCUAAAAGCAAAGUAACAAAUUUUCAAUUUCAAGAAUUCUGGCCUGAGCACAGCUGAAAUCUAAUCACGUUUUCACUGUUAAGCUCCAGGGUGACUUCCACUUCAUGUCUAUCAUCAUUUGGGUUCUGCUUUUCAGAACAGGAGAAGACAAAUUCUGCUUUGCUGGUUAUUGUGUUUAUGAUUGAAACUCAUUAGAGAAAGGGCUUCAGUAUUAAGCCAUGGGCUGUUUCUCCCCAUGCCUCCUUAACAAUCCAUUGUGUGGACUUCUCUCAUCUAAAAGGUUGGUGGCUUUGCUUGGGAUCAGUGCUCUUUUCUUAUAUCCUUGCUGGUCUCUGAACACAUUCCUGUUGCAUUAAGACUUGAAGAUUUGGAGAUGUGUGCUGUUAAGGCACGGGAUGCUAAGAGCUAUGUUACUAUUCUUAGUUUGUAAAUUGUCCUUUUGAUACCAUCUUGUUUUCUUUUGUAGGUAUAAAUAAAAACACUUGACAAUAAG